This is a messenger RNA of Loa loa (African eye worm), 1824 nucleotides long. Its product is annotated as succinate dehydrogenase. Lineage: Eukaryota; Metazoa; Nematoda; Chromadorea; Rhabditida; Onchocercidae. Gene Ontology annotation, biological process: tricarboxylic acid cycle; mitochondrial electron transport, succinate to ubiquinone. The transcript has 12 exons. The coding region runs from base 1 to 1824 and encodes 607 amino acids. The record is from RefSeq and is a predicted model, not a curated record. Gene Ontology annotation, molecular function: electron transfer activity; flavin adenine dinucleotide binding; succinate dehydrogenase (quinone) activity.
AUGAAGAAUAGUUUUGUUUGCGUUUUAGGUGGAGCAGGUUUACGUGCAGCAUCACGUCUUGGUGAAGGUGGCUUACGAGUAGCUGUAAUAACGAAAUUAUUUCCAACAAGAUCACAUACUGUAGCUGCACAAGGAGGUAUUAAUGCAGCAAUUGGUAGUAUGAAUCCGGAUAAUUGGAAAUGGCAUUUUUAUGAUACUGUAAAAGGAAGUGAUUGGUUGGGUGAUCAAAAUGCAAUACAUUAUCUGACAAAAGAUGCUAUUCGAGCGGUAAUUGAACUUGAAAAUUAUGGAAUGCCAUUCUCGAGAACAGCUGAAGGGAAAAUUUAUCAACGUUCAUUUGGUGGGCAAAGUAAUAAUUAUGGCAAAGGUGGAGUUGCUAAGCGUACAUGCGCUGUAGCUGAUCGUACAGGUCAUUCGAUGCUUCAUACACUUUAUGGUGCAUCAUUACAAUUUCAUUGCAAUUAUUAUAUCGAAUUUUUUGCUCUUGAUCUUCUUAUGCAUGAAGGAAGAUGUAUUGGAGUGAUUGCAAUGAAUCUUGAAGAUGGAACAAUUCAUCGUUUUCGAGCACCAUUUACUGUAUUAGCAACAGGUGGAUUUGGUCGAGCAUACUUUAGUUGUACUACAGCACAUAGUACCACUGGUGAUGGUAAUGCAAUGGUAAUUCGUGCUGGUUUACAAACAACUGAUAUGGAAUUUAUCCAAUUUCAUCCAACUGGUAUUUAUGGUGUUGGUUGUCUGAUUACAGAAGGAUCACGAGGAGAAGGUGGUUAUUUAGUAAAUAAUAAAGGUGAACGAUUCAUGGCAAAAUAUGCUCCAAAAGCAUUAGAUUUAGCAUCUCGAGAUGUUGUAUCCAGAGCAAUGACCAUUGAAAUAAUCGAAGGUCGUGGAGUUGGUAAAGAAAAUGACCAUAUAUACUUGCAACUUCAUCAUAUUCCUGCGGAUCAUUUACAUAAUAAAUUACCAGGAAUAAUGGAAACGGCUAAAAUUUUUGCCGGUGUUGAUGCGACUAAAGAGCCAAUACCUGUAAUUCCAACAGUUCAUUAUAAUAUGGGUGGAAUACCAACUGAUUAUAAAGGACAAGUAAUAACCUUUUCAAGUAGUAAAGGUGAUCAAUUAGUACCGGGAUUAUUUGCAUGUGGUGAGACAGCGGCGCAUUCAGUACAUGGGGCAAAUCGACUUGGCGCUAAUUCUCUUCUUGAUACUGUUGUAUUUGGACGUGCUUGCGCUAAUAACAUAUUGGAACAAGCAAAAUCAACCAAUUCUAAAAUUCCGGAUUUACCGCUUGAUGCGGGCGAAGCUACGCUUGCUAACCUGGAUAAGAUGCGCUUUGCAAAAGGUGACAUUUAUACUGGUGCUUUACGAUUAAAAAUGCAAAAAACAAUGCAAAAACAUGCGGCUGUCUUUCGACGUGGCGAUAUUUUACAGGAAGGUAUCAAACAAAUGGAAAUUAUCUAUGGUGAACAAAAACAUCUGAAAACUGCUGAUCGUGGAUUAAUUUGGAAUUCGGAUCUAAUUGAAACAUUAGAGUUGCAAAAUUUAUUACUUUGUGCUAUGCAAACGAUCGUUGCAGCAGAAGCUCGGGAAGAAUCUAGAGGAGCUCAUGCUCGGGAUGAUUUUAAGCAACGAGUCGAUGAAUUUGAUUAUUCCAUGCCAUUAGCAGGACAAAUAAAAAACCACUUGAACAACAUUGGCGUAAACAUACAAUCAUUAAUCAAAAUCCGGAAACCGGAAAAGUUUGUUUCAUUGAGUUAUCGACCAGUAAUCGAUCAAACAUUGGAUGAGAAUGAAGUGGAAACUAUACCGCCAAUAAUUCGAAAAUACUAA